GAAAAUUCAUCCGUUCAUUAUUAAAUUCUGAUUAGCCGAAUUGAGACGUCCUGCACGUGUCUGCGCAAGAUUUUUAUUUAAAAAAACCAGCGAAUAAAGGAAUAUUUUCCUGUUUUUGAGACUAAUUGCUGCAUUUAAAAGUUAUUGCAAAUAAAUAAACAUAAUGGCACAAGCUAUUAAGAAAAUCUUGCCCAUGUUGGACCGCAUCCUGAUUCAGCGUGCCGAGGCUGUGACGGCCACAAAGGGCGGUAUUUUGCUUCCGGAGAAAUCGGUUGGCAAGGUAUUGGAAGGCACAGUUGUGGCUGUUGGACCUGGUGCAAGAAAUCCUCAAAGUGGCAACUAUAUCCCAGUGGGCGUUAAAGAAGGCGACCGUGUGCUGUUGCCCGAAUACGGUGGCACUAAGGUAGAGUUGGAUGACAAGAAGGAAUACAUUCUUUUCCGCGAAUCAGACAUUUUGGCGAAGUUGGAAUAACUUUUUUACUUUUUUUUUUAUUCAAUUGUUGAAUCCUCACGCCUCAUAUGUGGAUAGUGUAAGGCCGUCUGAUGGUAGCGAUAAGACGGUCAAUUAAGUAGUUUGUUCCUUAGCUUGUAAUUUCCAUUUACUGCAGUGGACUAGUUUACAGAUGUUUGUUUCACUUGUCCGCGCACUAAGUAAAUACGUUUGUUAAAAUUAAAAGGAAAAUAAAACGGUUUUACGCUUUGUUUCUGAAA
Rhagoletis pomonella (apple maggot) is the source of this 711-nucleotide messenger RNA. Its product is annotated as 10 kDa heat shock protein, mitochondrial. Gene Ontology annotation, cellular component: mitochondrial matrix. Gene Ontology annotation, molecular function: protein folding chaperone; ATP binding; metal ion binding. Lineage: Eukaryota; Metazoa; Arthropoda; Insecta; Diptera; Tephritidae. The record is from RefSeq and is a predicted model, not a curated record. The coding region runs from base 164 to 472 and encodes 102 amino acids. The transcript has 3 exons.